AGACCCACAGCCGAUCAGAAAAUUACAUUUACAUGUCUAUCAUCAAGAGCUGAAAUACUGUUUAAUACUGUGAUCUUCAUUUGGAUGGCACAGAUGAUGAGUGUCCCGACUCUUGGACUUUUGGGAAGACUGUAAUUCAGCCAUGGCGUUUCCUCCAGGAUACUUGUACCAGUCUUCACUCUCCCUGUACUCGUGCCCUCCGCACACGUCCAGUGCGAUCACGGGCCCGCGCACACAUGAUCUGGGACGAUCCUCCGGCGGCUCGGCGUUUGCCCCGUACGCGUCCACAGCUUUCAGCAACACUACCGCCUUUAACUCAAUCCAGUACAGUUCUGAAUCUACAGUCCCUUUUACUACUUAUGUGGGCUCCUCAUACGACCAUUCACCAGGUGUAACAGGCUCUAUGGGCUACCACCCGUACGCUGGGCCACUGGGUGCGUACCCGUUUGGAGACUCCGCAUACCGGAAGAACACCACCCGAGAUGCCACCGCCACCCUGAAGGCCUGGCUGAGUGAACACAGAAAAAACCCGUAUCCUACUAAAGGUGAGAAAAUCAUGCUGGCCAUCAUCACCAAAAUGACUCUGACUCAGGUGUCCACCUGGUUCGCUAACGCACGGAGGAGACUGAAAAAAGAAAAUAAGAUGAGCUGGACACCACGAAACAGGAGUGAGGAUGAGGAUGAUGGGGACAGCAUUGAUUUAGAGAAAAACGAUGAAGAUGAUGAACCGCUAAAGACCACCCAAACAACAGAGACGAUCAAAGAUUCAGUUCGCGACGACUGUUCAGAAAAGCACACAGACGACGACGCGAUGGAUCGUGUUAUAAUCGACUGUGAAGAACACGAGAAGCGGACAGAACCCGAGUCUCCGGUGGCCACAACCUCCUCUCCCCUAAACGACAACAGAGAAAGCCCGAAGCCCCCCAGUGAGAACUGCAAACCCACAUCUGUCAUUCAUUCAGCAAACCCGACCCCCAAACCCAAACUGUGGUCUCUUGCUGAAAUGGCUACGUCCGAUAAGAGGUGUGACGAAACAUCAGGGGGGUCAUCACCCGCCGGGUCACCCGUGCAUUGCCCGUAUCCCCCGAGACAUUUAUACUACACGUCUGCUUUCCGACUGGGCUUCACGAACUAUAGCGCAUUCGGAUCCCUGCACGAAUCCAACCCCAAACAUCAGAUCGGAAUAACCCAGACUGCGUUACACAGAGACAGCGAACUCACUCUCUAGCCUUAUCAGCGCUUUAAUUUAUUGUUAUCUCCUGUGCAAAUUAAACAGCUGGGGUAUGCUUCUAAUUUAUAGAGACGCGUGACGUUUUAAACACUUAGGAAUGACGUCAAGUUUAAUGCUGAAAUGUUAUUUUUCUUAAAAUAUAUCCAUUCAAUGUAACAUGUUCGUGCAAGAGGCCAAAGUAGUCAUUUAAAAAAGUUUUGUAAUCCCAAUCUGCUGUUACAAGUAUCAAUUAUUUAAUACUUCAUACAAUCGUUUUUAUUGGAUGUUCAUAUAGUAUGC
Triplophysa dalaica is the source of this 1510-nucleotide messenger RNA. RefSeq names its product iroquois homeobox 5b (gene irx5b). Lineage: Eukaryota; Metazoa; Chordata; Actinopteri; Cypriniformes; Nemacheilidae. Gene Ontology annotation, molecular function: DNA-binding transcription factor activity, RNA polymerase II-specific; RNA polymerase II cis-regulatory region sequence-specific DNA binding. Gene Ontology annotation, biological process: regulation of transcription by RNA polymerase II; cell development; neuron differentiation. Bases 143 to 1228 code for a protein of 361 amino acids. The transcript is spliced from 3 exons. The record is from RefSeq and is a predicted model, not a curated record. Gene Ontology annotation, cellular component: nucleus.